AUGAUCCCGGACCGCCAACAUUCAAUUCCAUCAAGUUCUCCUGUACAAACUUUAUCUUAUGAAGAAAGGGCUCCUUACUUAGAAGAAGAAGGAAUGGAAGAGAAGACGGAGCUGUAUUCUGUGACCUCAUUAUCUGACGAUUCGGGCGAAGAUGAACUGGGUGUAAACCAGACAACACCCCAAGACAACAAAUCGAAUACUGAACAAAAUAAGUCGUCUCUAAAUCCGUACGCCAGCGCCCUUAAGCCUCGUUGUAAUAGUGAAGAACUCAAAGAUGUGGAGUGUCAGCUGGAAAACAAAGAUCUGUGGGAAAAAUUUAACGACUUGGGAACAGAGAUGAUUAUUACGAAAAUGGGGAGGCGCAUGUUUCCUACCGUGCGGGUCACCUUUACCGGCCUAGCAUCAGAUACCAAGUACGCAGUGUUUUUAGACAUUGUUCCCGUUGAUAACAAGCGGUAUAGAUAUGCCUACCACCGCUCGUCGUGGCUAGUUGCGGGAAAAGCUGAUCCACCGUCCCCGACGAGGCUUCAUCUUCAUUCCGACUCUCCCUCUAUAGGUGAUCAGUUAAAGAAACAGGUAGUUUCGUUCGAGAAAAUCAAACUCACGAAUAACGAGAUGGAUAAACAAGGUCAUAUCGUACUGAACUCCAUGCACAAGUACCAACCAAGAAUUCAUAUUGUAAAGCUGGAAAGCGACUCGUUAAACACCUCUAUAUCUGACCUAGACUCACAGGCUUUUCGAACAUUUAUCUUUCCAGAAACUGUAUUUACUGCUGUCACUGCUUAUCAAAACCAGUUGAUAACCAAACUGAAAAUUGACAGCAACCCCUUUGCUAAAGGUUUUAGAGACUCCUCCCGUAUUACGGAAAUAGAAAGAGAGUCUAUAGAGGCUGUCAUUACCAAUGUCCGUUCACCUCUACAAUCAUUACUGGACGUGGAAACCGAUAACAUGCUACUACGAGACAAAAUAACUUUGCUUAACCUCCCUCAUCGACCACCAUUUUUGUGGAAUCCGUCAGAAUUUUACAGCAAUAUCGCACACAGUGAUAUUUAUCGAUUUAUUUCUACCAAUCCAAACUGCAUGUCUCAAUUUUACUCGCUCAGUACCACCAAUCGUUUUCAUCCUUCUUUUCUUGGAUUCUCUCCCCAGUCACUACCCAACUGGCACUCCCCUACUGAAGGUGUUCAACAGGCUGGAUUUAUGACACAUUAUGACGUAAUUUCCGGUAAUUCUCAUGUCGGAAGUAUUAUUCGCCCAACAGUUCAUCAUUCAGAUUCUGUGUUACAUCUUGGCGCUCGUCGUUAUUCUCCCUAUCCUUACUCGAACAAAGAUCAGAUGUCAUCAUCAGCUGGUGUUGAAUUUGUUCAGACUGAAAGAAAUCCGACGACUUUUAGGUGA
This is a messenger RNA of Limulus polyphemus (Atlantic horseshoe crab), 1398 nucleotides long. RefSeq names its product T-box protein 12-like. Gene Ontology annotation, cellular component: nucleus. The coding region runs from base 1 to 1398 and encodes 465 amino acids. Lineage: Eukaryota; Metazoa; Arthropoda; Merostomata; Xiphosura; Limulidae. Gene Ontology annotation, molecular function: RNA polymerase II cis-regulatory region sequence-specific DNA binding; DNA-binding transcription factor activity, RNA polymerase II-specific. The record is from RefSeq and is a predicted model, not a curated record. Gene Ontology annotation, biological process: positive regulation of DNA-templated transcription; cell fate specification; regulation of transcription by RNA polymerase II. The transcript is spliced from 5 exons.